GUCUAAUGAAAUGGUAACGUUGUUUCCUCUAUCAGUAUGUUACCCAACAUGACUUUGACAUUGACAUGACAAAUAACGCACUGAGGUUAAUUUUGAAAUUCAAAUAAUGUAGUUCGUUUCGAAUCUUAUGACAGAAAUUGGAGGUGAACCAUGGUUGGAUACGACAAAGAUUCUAAGUUAACAAAAUUAGAUUUUGCAUUGGCUGGCGGUGGAUCGGGAUUCAUAACCAGAGCGAUUUGUCAACCUCUGGACGUUUUAAAAAUACGUUUCCAACUCCAAGUAGAACCAAUAUCUAACCAUGAAGUUUCAAAGUAUAGAUCAAUAUUUCAAGCAGUUGGUGUAAUACUGAGGGAGGAAGGUCCCAAAGCCUUUUGGAAGGGGCACAUACCAGCACAAUGGCUUUCUGUUAUGUAUGGUGUUGGGCAGUUCUGCACAUUUGAAAUUUUAUCCAGACAAAGUGCCAGACUGAACUUACCACAUAACUACUCGCCUUUUGUUAAUUUCACAUGUGGCUCAAUUGCAGGUGGCGUUGCAACAUUAGUAUCAUUUCCUUUUGAUGUCAUAAGGACUAGGCUAGUGGCACAAAGUGAACAACAAAAAAUUUAUAAAGGUGUAGUGGAGGCGGGAAUUAGCAUUCUCAGAAAUGAAGGCCCCUUUGUAUUAUUUCGUGGUUUGCUUCCCACAGUAUUACAAAUUGGACCUCAUGCAGGUGCACAGUUUAUGUGCUACAAAAUAUUCAGUGAUUUGUAUUUGAAGGUAAUAAAAACUGAUAGUACUACACUAUCUAGUAGUUUAAUGGCUGGCAGUUUGGCAGGACUUUGUGCCAAAGCUUUUAUUUACCCCUUUGAUUUGACCAAGAAAAGGAUGCAAGUACAGGGUUUUGAGGAGGGUAGAAAAUCAUUUGGCAGGUUGUUUGUGUGCAGAGGAUUUAAUGAUUGUCUUAUUAGAAUUUAUCAGCUGGAGGGUUUAGCAGGGUUCUUUAAAGGUCUGAGUCCCAGUUUGAUUAAAGCUGUGUGCACCACAGCCUUACAUUUCAGCAGUUACGAAAUGAUCUGUAAAAUUUUGGAAAAAACUAAGGUUUGAGUACAAUGGGUUUUCAAUAAUGUUAUUAAGUUAAGAGAUUUAUUUUUUUAAAUAUAUUUUUACAAGUGUUAUUUAUUGUAUAAUAAUGAGUCAUUCUGCUACAUUGUUGAUUUUGUUUAAGUUAAACUGUGUUCAGUGAUAAUACUCGGUACCAAAGAUGUACAACCUUAUUCUAGUCAUUGUAGUGUAGUAUAAUAUGAUAAUUUGUUGAUUAUUGCUCGAAUAAAUGUUUAAAAGUUA
This is a messenger RNA of Aethina tumida (small hive beetle), 1323 nucleotides long. RefSeq names its product mitochondrial thiamine pyrophosphate carrier (gene Tpc1). Gene Ontology annotation, cellular component: mitochondrial inner membrane. Gene Ontology annotation, biological process: thiamine pyrophosphate transmembrane transport. The transcript has 3 exons. NCBI's taxonomy places the organism in Eukaryota, Metazoa, Arthropoda, Insecta, Coleoptera, Nitidulidae. Gene Ontology annotation, molecular function: thiamine transmembrane transporter activity. The coding region runs from base 151 to 1083 and encodes 310 amino acids. The record is from RefSeq and is a predicted model, not a curated record.